Messenger RNA from Penicillium alfredii, 276 nucleotides. RefSeq lists its product as uncharacterized. The record is from RefSeq and is a predicted model, not a curated record. Lineage: Eukaryota; Fungi; Ascomycota; Eurotiomycetes; Eurotiales; Aspergillaceae. The transcript is spliced from 2 exons. Bases 1 to 276 code for a protein of 91 amino acids.
AUGGGCGGCGAGAGAUCAAAGGUUGCACAAAAUCGUGUGACUCGCGAACAUACCGUGCACCUACUUGAUGACUUUGAUCUGAAGGGCCCGAAUAGAUCUUAUAAAUAUCUAGUUUAUAAGCUUCUAAAGCCUAAUAUCCCGGAUACAAUUGAUAUACACUUUCCCGAUGGGAGACUCCCUAGAAAGCUCGCCAAAGCUAUUAUAAGGCAAAGUCUUAUCGGGCUUAAUAGUCUACACCAACAGAAUAUUAGAUAUAGAGGUAGGUCACUCUCUUAG